AUGACUCUCGAUAUAGGAAACGACGCGCUGCUAUGCAAAGUAUUCCCCGCCAACCUACAAGGGCAGACCCUCUCAUGGUUUCACCGCCUACCUCCCAACUCUGUGGAUAAUUUCAAGGACCUGUCGGAAGCCUUUGUGGGACAAUACUUAUGCUCCGCUCGGCAUAAGCAGAACAUCAGUACUCUGCAAAACAUAAAAAUGCAGGAUAACGAGUCCUUAAGGGAGUUCGUGAAGCGGUUUGGUCAGGCCGUACUACAGGUAGAGGCUUACAGCAUGGACGCUGUCCUGCAGAUCUUCAAGCGAAGCAUUUGUCCAAGCACCCCAUUUUUCGAAUCACUCGCUAAGAAGCCUCCUACGACGAUGGACGACUUGUUCCGGUGUGCAAGCAAAUAUUCAAUGCUAGAAGAUGACAUACGAGCAACCACCUAG
Vitis vinifera (wine grape) is the source of this 429-nucleotide messenger RNA. RefSeq lists its product as uncharacterized. The record is from RefSeq and is a predicted model, not a curated record. Lineage: Eukaryota; Viridiplantae; Streptophyta; Magnoliopsida; Vitales; Vitaceae. The coding region runs from base 1 to 429 and encodes 142 amino acids. The transcript has a single exon.